Exophiala spinifera is the source of this 366-nucleotide messenger RNA. RefSeq lists its product as uncharacterized. Lineage: Eukaryota; Fungi; Ascomycota; Eurotiomycetes; Chaetothyriales; Herpotrichiellaceae. The record is from RefSeq and is a predicted model, not a curated record. The transcript is spliced from 2 exons. Bases 1 to 366 code for a protein of 121 amino acids.
AUGACCACCAACGGCACUGCCAUUCUUGACCUUAUCAUCAACAGCAGGCCUUCCGAGUGUCCCAGCGAGGGUUCACCUUUCAGCCUUGCCAAUGCCGUCGCGACCGUCAUUGCUCUGCUAUCUUUGGCAGUCGCCGUAUUCGGAUCAUAUCUCAAUUACAAGAGCUACAAGGUUACAAAAUCCAAAGAAAAAGAAGCGUCGGACUUUCUCGUUACCCUGGAGGAGGAGGACGAGGUGGACGGCGUGCCAUCUAUCCAGUCCCAGGCGGCCUCUACCCGAUUCCAGAAGCACACGGGCGUACUGGUCACGUAUCACGUCCUGGGGUUACUCCGGAGGCAUCUGCAUAUGUCUGAAGUCGGGACUUGA